UGUGCGCCUUGGGCGUGUGCUGACACCGUCUGCCGUGCAUCUCUCCGUUGCCACAAACCUCAAUCCAAUUCGCCUCAUUAUAUUCGCUCUGGCCUAUUCCCCCUCGGAGUUAAUUUGCUAGGUUCUGCUCUUCCCCUACCCCCCUUCAAGUGGAGGUGUGGCUAACACCCUUCUAGGAUUACUCCCCCUCUCUCUCUUCUCGUCUAUCCUGCCUGCCUGCCCGCCUGCUUGGCUUGGCAUUGGGCCGCAUUGGACCGCAUUGGACCUUGACUCUUGCUGGGUUUGCUAGAGCUGUAGGUUUUAGUCGACACCGCCCAGGUUGUUCAUUAGGGCAUUGAAUUCUGAGCGAUCGGUGGGAGGUAGGAGUUGUGGGAGUUAGUGGAGAUGGCGGCCUUGUCACCAUUCUCGGCGACCGUGGCAUCGUCGUCCUGCGGCGUGACUCCUCUGAACCGGCCUGUCGUCCCCCAGGGUGCGCGCGCCCAAUGCCGAGCCGGCUUGGGUGGUCUGCUAUCGACUUUCGAGGGAAUUAAGCAAGUGGGCGAUGUGAGCAAGCUCGGCAAGUCCGAGCUGUAUGGCUCUCCAGUGGCUGUGCCGGCCCCGAGGGCGGCCGAACGCCAGGCAUCGCUGCGUGUGGCUCCCAAGGCAAUGAUGGGAGGUGGCGGCAUGUUCACCCAGACGAGGCCAGAGGUGAGACGCAUUGUCCCUGCGUCCAGGCCGGGAGUGCCGGUGGUGAAGGUGGUGUAUGUGGUGCUGGAAGCGCAGUACCAAUCCUCCCUUUCAGCCGCCGUGAGGAAUAUCAACAGGACCCGCAAGGAGGUGCAGAUCGAGGUUGUGGGGUAUCUUGUUGAGGAGCUGCGUGACGCAGAGAACUUCGAGACGUUCAAGAAGGAUGUUGGCGAAGCGAACGUCUUCAUUGGAUCAUUGAUAUUUGUGGAGGAGUUGGCCCAGAAGGUGAAGGAGGUAGUGGAAGCCAACAGGGACAGGAUGGACGCGGUGGUGAUAUUCCCGUCCAUGCCAGAGGUGAUGAGGUUGAACAAAUUGGGCACAUUCUCCAUGUCUCAGCUGGGGCAAUCGAAGAGUGCGAUUGCCCAGUUCAUGAGGAGGAAGAGGAAGGAGAAUGUAGGGAACUUCGAGGAGGGCAUGUUGAAACUCAUCCGCACGCUGCCGAAGGUGUUGAAGUACCUGCCGAGCGACAAGGCUCAAGAUGCGCGGAACUUCAUGAUGAGUUUGCAGUUCUGGCUGGGAGGCUCUCCCGAGAACCUGGAGAACUUUUUGGUGAUGAUAUCGAACGCGUACGUCCCGGCAUUGACGGGCCAGAAGUUGGAGUAUGACGACCCUGUGGUGUCCCUGGACACGGGCAUCUGGCACCCGAUGGCCCCUCAGAUGUACGACGACAUUAAGGAGUAUUUGAAUUGGUAUGGAACCCGACGCGAUGCCAACGAGGCCCUGAAGGACCCGAAGGCGCCGGUGGUGGGGAUUGUGUUGCAGCGAAGCCACAUCGUGACUGGUGAUCACGGUCACUAUGACGCCGUGGUCAUGGAGAUGGAGGCGCGGGGUGCGAAGGUGGUGCCAAUUUUUGCAGGUGGCCUGGACUUCUCUGGACCCGUGGAGCGAUUCUUCUACGACCCGAUCACGAAGAAGUCAUUGGUUCAGUCGGUGGUUUCUCUGACUGGAUUUGCUCUCGUGGGUGGACCCGCAAGCCAGGAUCAUCCUAAGGCCAUUGAAGCUUUGAAAAAGCUGGAUGUGCCGUAUUUGGUCGCACUUCCUUUGGUAUUCCAGACGACCGAGGAAUGGCUGGGCAGCACUUUGGGACUGCACCCUAUUCAGGUUGCCCUCCAAGUUGCCCUACCUGAGUUGGACGGAGGUUUGGAGCCAAUCGUGUUCUCCGGGCGUGAUAGUCGCACAGGCAAGUCCCAUGCGCUCCACGACCGCGUGGACCAGCUGUGCACUCGGGCCAUCAAGUGGGCUAACCUGAAGCGGCUGGCGAAGGCGGAGAAGAAGUUGGCGAUCACGGUGUUCAGCUUCCCCCCUGACAAGGGAAAUGUCGGGACCGCCGCGUAUCUGAACGUGUUCUCGUCCAUUUAUAGUGUGUUGAAGGAGUUGAAGGCUGACGGGUACAACGUGGAGGGGCUCCCCGAGUCAUCGGAGGCACUCAUAGAGGAGGUGAUUCACGACAAGGAAGCUCGGUUCAGCAGCCCCGACCUGAAUAUCGCGUACAAGAUGCCGACACGGGAGUACUAUCAGCUGACUCCUUAUGCGAAGGCACUGGAGGAGAGCUGGGGCAAGGCCCCGGGGACUCUGAACUCAGACGGGCAAAACCUGCUGGUGUAUGGAAAGCAGUUUGGGAACGUGUUCAUCGGUGUCCAGCCUACGUUCGGAUAUGAGGGAGAUCCGAUGCGUCUUCUGUUUUCGAAGUCGGCGAGCCCUCACCACGGGUUUGCCGCGUACUACACAUUUUUGGAGAAGAUCUUCAAGGCGGAUGCUGUUCUGCACUUUGGAACUCACGGAUCACUGGAGUUUAUGCCCGGAAAGCAGGUGGGCAUGAGCGACAUCUGUUACCCCGACAGCUUGAUCGGGAACAUCCCCAACAUCUACUAUUAUGCUGCGAACAACCCGUCAGAAGCUACGAUUGCGAAGAGGCGUAGCUAUGCCAACACCAUCAGCUACCUGACACCCCCUGCCGAGAAUGCUGGUCUGUACAAGGGACUGAAGCAGCUGAGCGAGCUGAUCUCAUCUUACCAGUCAUUGAAGGACUCUGGGCGUGGUGCGCAGAUCGUGUCGAGUAUUAUCAGCACUGCGAGGCAGUGUAACCUGGACAAGGACGUGGAACUGCCUGGCGAGGAGGCGGAGCUGUCAGCCGACGAGAGGGACACCGUGGUAGGUAGGGUGUACGGAAAGCUCAUGGAGAUCGAGUCGAGGCUGCUGCCUUGCGGGCUGCACGUGAUCGGAGAGCCUCCGAGUGCCGAGGAGGCGGUGGCAACGCUUGUGAACAUUGCUGCCAUCGACAGACCGGAGGAGGACAUCGCUGGGUUGCCAGGGCUGUUGGCUCAGGCCGUGGGGCGUGAGAUUGAGGACGUCUACAGGAGUAGUGAUCGGGGUGUGCUUGCCGACGUGACUCUGCUGAACGAGAUCACACAGACGAGCCGUGAAGUGGUGGGUGCGUUCGUGGCGAAGACGACGAACAAAGCCGGUCAGGUGGUUAACGUGCAGAAUGGUCUGGCCAACCUCUUUGGUUUCGCAAAGAAGGAUCCAUGGAUGGAUGCUCUGCAGAACACGAAAUUCAGGAACGUGGAUCAGGCGAAGAUGACCACUCUGUUCGAGUUUUUGGCAUUCUGCUUGAAGCAGGUGGUAGCGGACAAUGAGCUAGGCGGUUUGAAGGAAGCGUUGGAAGGGAGAUUCGUGGAGCCUGGCCCAGGAGGAGACCCGAUCAGGAACCCGAACGUACUGCCAACGGGGAAGAACAUCCACGCUUUGGACCCCCAGGCCAUUCCGACGGCUGCGGCUUUAGCGAGCGCGAAGAUCGUCGUAGAUCGUCUGCUGGAGCGUCAGAAGAUAGAGAAUGGUGGCAAGUAUCCGGAGACGAUCGCAUUGGUGUUGUGGGGUACGGACAACAUCAAGACGUAUGGGGAGUCUCUUGCCCAGGUGUUGUGGAUGGUGGGUGUUCGGCCAGUGCCCGAUUCGUUGGGGCGUGUGAACAAGAUCGAGCCAGUGUCUCUGGAGGAGCUUGGACGACCUCGCAUUGACGUGGUGGUGAACUGCUCGGGCGUGUUCAGGGACCUGUUCAUCAACCAGAUGAACUUGCUGGACAGAGCAGUGAAGACUGUGGCAGAGCUGGAUGAGCCUGUGGAAAUGAACUUUGUGCGCAAGCACGCGUUGGAGCAGGUGGAGACCCUAGGGGUGUCGUUGCGGGAGGCUGCGACUCGAAUCUACUCGAACGCCUCAGGGUCGUACUCCUCGAACGUCAACCUGGCGGUGGAGAACUCAUCGUGGAACGAUGAAAAGCAACUGCAGGACAUGUAUUUGUCACGGAAGUCGUUUGCUUUUGACAGCGAUGCUCCCGGUGCUGGAAUGAGCGAGAAGAGGCAGAUCUUCGAGUCUGCUCUAGCAACAGCAGACGCGACGUUCCAGAACCUGGACUCUUCGGAGAUUUCGUUGACGGAUGUGAGCCACUACUUCGACUCGGACCCGACGAAGCUCGUACAGAGUUUGAGGCCGGACAAGAAGGCACCAGCUUCGUACAUUGCGGAUACGACGACUGCAAACGCGCAGGUGCGGUCUUUGGCGGAAACGGUGAGGCUGGAUGCCCGGACGAAGAUGCUGAACCCGAAGUGGUACGAGGGGAUGCUGUCGAGCGGUUACGAGGGUGUUCGUGAGAUCGAGAAGAGGCUGACAAACACGAUGGGUUGGAGUGCAACUUCUGGCACGGUGGACAACUGGGUGUACGAGGAAGCGAACAACACCUUCAUUAACGACGAGGAGAUGCAGAAGAGGUUGUUGGAGACGAACCCCAACUCGUUCAGGAAGCUGGUGUCGACGUUUUUGGAAGCGAAUGGGCGCGGCUACUGGGAGACUUCUGAGGACAAUCUGGAGAAGUUGAGGCAGUUAUACCAGGACGUGGAAGACAGGAUCGAGGGCAUUGACAAGUAGAGGAAGGCCUGUGAAUAUGAAGUCGUUUGGAAUAGCGGGGACGAGAAACCGCGAGGUCGCAGGAUGGUGGCGGUGUGUAAUUUUGUUGGGCAACGUGAAAAUAGCAGGCUCGCAUUAGUUGACAAUUCAUUGGAUAGGGUUAGAGUGGGAUCUAGCCCUUGAUACCAGGUCUCGGUUGUGCGUUUGCGAACAUUGGUGUCAUGUAACAGUAGUCGGUGUAUGUAGCACGGGAAAGAUGAGAAAUUAUUGAGAAACGGGUGUGAUGUUUCAGGGGGUCCUCGUUGUGUAAUGCUUCGUUGGUCCUUUUCAGUAAACCAAUGUUAUUGGCUGUUAGUA
This is a messenger RNA of Physcomitrium patens, 4983 nucleotides long. RefSeq names its product magnesium-chelatase subunit ChlH, chloroplastic. Gene Ontology annotation, cellular component: chloroplast. The record is from RefSeq and is a predicted model, not a curated record. Gene Ontology annotation, molecular function: magnesium chelatase activity. Lineage: Eukaryota; Viridiplantae; Streptophyta; Bryopsida; Funariales; Funariaceae. Gene Ontology annotation, biological process: chlorophyll biosynthetic process.